Dinoponera quadriceps is the source of this 4366-nucleotide messenger RNA. RefSeq names its product keratin, type I cytoskeletal 10-like. The coding region runs from base 1270 to 1860 and encodes 196 amino acids. NCBI's taxonomy places the organism in Eukaryota, Metazoa, Arthropoda, Insecta, Hymenoptera, Formicidae. The transcript has 9 exons. The record is from RefSeq and is a predicted model, not a curated record.
GAGAAGUAUCGACCAAAACCAGGUACGAGGGGAUGAUUUCUGGAGGAUUCGCGCGAUUUCCCGCAGUCGCCGGAGAGAAUACCCAAGGGAUGUCAGCGUGCCGCGCGAGGGAAUCAAUCAAGAAGAGAAAGGACAGAAAUGGAGAGAGAGAGAGAGAGAGAGAGAGAGAGAGAGGGAAGGAGAAAGCGAGAGUUUCCUGAUUUCUUCGGAUUUCUGCUGUAUCACCACGCAACUUCGAGUUCCUUCGCGUUAAAAAAGCUCCCACGACAGAGCGAUGACGAGGCUUACGGCCCUGCCUGUAACGACGUCAGCAUCGAUCAAAGGAUUCGCAUGUUAGUGGCACACCGACGACGGCGAUGAAUCUACGCGGGGAAUGGCGGGAAAGCAGGUUGGAUACGCGUCAGACUUCGAAGAUCCGCGGCGGGAAAGCAAGUGCGGACACGGUUACACGCUGUUUUCACAUCUCACGUCGCUGACGAUUGUAAAACAAGAUCCACCUGGCAUAAAUCCCGUUCCCAAUUCCACACCGCGGCGCGCAUAUCCCGGCGAACUCUCAUCUGUCGGCGUUUUUUAUUAUGCACGUAGGGACACAACGGCCUGUAAAACUCACGAUUCGAUUCCUCGAUUUAUGGCGGGGAUACACGGAUGAAUCGGGGGAGUCGAAGAUCCUUGCGAGAUCGUUCACGAGAAAUGCCAGCUCGAUCGAGUCUGCUCGAGAGAAAGAGAGCGAAGAAGAACGGGGAGGAAGAGAAGCAAGUUUCCUCUCUCGCGAGCGACAAGCGCGUUCCAUUUCCACCGCGGCUUCCCCGCCAAUCCGCAGGUGCGCUCCACGGUUAAAAGAACAAACGCAUUCUCUCGCAUGGGCUUCAUAUUGACGAAGGUCGAGCGCACACGCUGCGGUCUGCUACAUGUUUAAUAAGGGAGCAUUACUAACCUGCGCCAACACGCAACACCGGUGCUUCGAAGGGCGGUUUUCCCCGAGUCCUCGAGAUCUCUCCCGGCGCAUCCAUGCGCGUUAAGAAGAUCUGAUGAAGCAGGGGAGGCCACACGGCUCUGGAGGAUGCUGUUCCUGUGGAUAUGCGACUGCCGCACCGGAGGAUCCGGUUCGAUCAGAGUCGGUUCGAAAAUAGGCUCAUCGAUUUUCUUUAAUCUUCCAUAUUGAGGAUUCUCGUUGCGACGCGCAACGCACUGACGACGGUCCCACGUACGAGGCACUACGACACAUCGCUAUGUAGGAUGAUCCUCCACGGCGCGAUCUGUUGACGAAGUAUGGGGUGGUUCUUCCUCGUCGGUGUUUUGCUACUCUCCUUAUGCGGAUGCUGCGAAAACGUCAAUCGCAUAUUUCGCAAAUCUGAGGCGGGAGCACCGUUGCCGCAGAGCGGUGCUGGAGCAGGGACCCACGGUCAGCCGCAGGCCGGUUCGCCGAGCACCCCGGGCCCAGGCGGUGGCGGUGGUGGUGCUGCCGGUGGCGGCGGCGGUGUCGGAGGCGGCGGUGCUACCGGUUUUUCGACCGGCUCUGCCGGAGCCGCGUCCUUCGGCCUUGGCGUGACCGGUGGGGCCACUGCUGGUAGUGGCACAACCGGUGGCGGUGCCGGUGGCGGUGCCGCCGCCUCCGGCACCGGCUGGUCCGCGGGAUCUGGACCGGCUCGCCGAGGUCGAGGUUGGCGCGACUGGCGCCGCGGCGACCCCACUCUCAUCAAGGGCUUGUGGAAGUCGAAGGGUCCGCUAGAUUCGCUAGGGAAGGCGGAGAUCUACAUCAUCGUGGCCCUGUUGAUCGGCUUCAUCACGGUGGUGAUCGGCUGCUGGCUGUCCGACAACUGCUGGUCGCCCGAGCCAGAGGGGGUGGUCACCCUCGCAUAGCCUAGUGCCGACUUCCGUGCCUCUAGGCGAUAACAACUACUACGACGCCCCUCGUACAGGAUACUUCAGGACCUCGGCCGCUACUCGGACCGGCGUAACGCACCCGUGGGCAACGUCGCGAACCAUCGACCGUUGCUCGACAUCAACGACAAUGACACGCUAUUGCGCGUGUGAGCGCGCCGCGCGACCCAGGGACCUUUUCCUACCGUCGUCGAGGCGCCUCUUGACGAGGAUCUCGAUUCCCAUCCGCGAGUUUCAAAGAAGAGUGUCGGACUUAGGAGCAGAACCGGUUGUCGAGGAGGAAGAGAGAACGUUGUGUACCUCUUGUAUCGUAAGAGAGAGAAAAAGAUGUCUCACGAAGAUCUCCGAGAGGUCUCCUUGCGUUCCCGAAAUUCAGCCGUAUUUCGUCGUUUUUUCUCCGUAACCGCGAUCGAUCGAUAGAACCGAACCUCCGUGUCGUCGAAAAUUGGCUCUAGUCUCAGAAAUGAAACCAGCGUCGCGCGACACUUCUCGCUCCGAAGCGAUCAGGCGCGAUCUUCCUCGUGGUUCCUCCCGGUCGCGUCGUUGCGGGUAAUUAACAAAGCAGGGCGUUUUUUAGGCGCGAUCAACGUAACUACACACACAUGAUCGAGAUAUGCUCGGGCUUAAACGUGCGUGGUUCCAUCAGCGACGUGUAUCGCGCAAUUUAAUCGUUAACGUAACGUAAUUAACGUUAACGUAAUUAAACGCAAGCGUUAAUGGAGCGUCCGACGUGUCGCAUUAUGGAACACGGAGCGCUCGGGAUGAAUGUCGAUAUUAGAGCUGUUGUCGCUCAGACAAUCAGGAGAUAAGUUGAAAGAUCAGAUAGGGAGGGGGGAUAAUUGAUUCCCCAUCCGACUUGGAAAACUGGAGUGAGCGGAGAGAGUUGAGAUCUGUCCGGAGAUUUGUCUGGUGUCGCGUUGUAUCGGCAUAAAUCUGAUCGACAAUUGUAACAACAGUAAUAACGAUUAUUCGCUCCGAUGACAAUUAUAAACAUCGGGACAGACGAGAAAGAGAGAUCUUCGAAACGAAGUGCCAAUUAUCUCGAGAAUCUGUUUGUUAUCUACCACGCUGUGACCACGUCGUUUCUUAUCAAUACAAACGAUCGAAGGAAAAUCAACGAAUUUUUUCACUCGAUUCUGCUACUGUUUCCUCCCCUCGUGCGAGCGGAGAAUCUCUCCCGCCACAGAUUCAUCCUCGGUUUUCGCCCUCUUCUCCACGCGACUUCUACUUCACCUUCUUCACCCCGACCGGCGACACCAAACGAAGCGAGCCGUACGAGCGCCGGCGGGAAAUCGCGUUUUCCCAUUUCAAAGUGAAUUCGAGCGGAUUCAGACUCGCGUCAACACUUGGACGCCCGUGAAGCCCGGAAUCCGCGGAUUCCCGGCGCUCGCUCGCGGACUUGUGCGCGCGGCCAUCGGCGGGCGUGAGCGAGAACGAAGUUCUUAAUACGCGAAGUUACUGCAUCGGACGGCGAUCGCGGCUGCAACCAAGUUGCAGCCGCUCGCAAAGUCCGAAAUGGGUCAACAGCCUGCCGGUCUGCCUGCCUGCCUGUUCGCCUGCCUGCCUGCCUGCCGAUGGUCUCGCAACAUCAUUAAAGUGUAUCGCAUCGGAACGAGCGGAGAGGCACUCGCCCGAUUCUACACAGCACACCUACAUGUAUUUUAGACACACAUACACACAGCCCACAGGAUGGAUAAUGGCUUCUCCCGCAUGUCUUAAUCAUCGCGUUGCGCGUUUAUGACGUCAGCUAUGGACCAACUCCCGCCCGGGGAUGGAUCUGACAAGUUAACCCUUGAUGAACCCGCGCGAUUUUCGCUCGACAUUCCCGCGAGUCUUGAUACUACUUCACUACUCUGCGCUGAUCUAAUUGCCCCUCGAUCUCCGUUAGCUUCCGCACUUCGUUAGCCGACAUAUCGUUGAGAGAGACUGAUUUCUUCGUCCACUUGUUCUUCUGCUUCUUCCAUUUCUUCUUCGUCUUCCUAUACAGCGUUCUUGCCGGUAGAUUUCGACGAGUUCUCGCGCGAUCUAGUAUUCGAACAUCGAUUACUAAUUGGACAGGUCGCGAUAGCCGAUCGCGAGCUGAAAAACCUGAAAGCUAUCUUGACGCGUCCCUUCUAAUCCGGCGACGCACCCCUCGAUAAAAAUUUUUAAUGGUCGCUGAGAGUGUCGUUACAUCCUCGAUAAGCGCAAGUCGUGCCUUAAUCGCGCGACCGAACUUUUUGCGGUGCUCUUCUUCGGUUCUCUUUCCUCGGAGACUCGUGCUGAGAGAAAAACCUGUUAACCUCCCUAGAAAUCAAUUUUUGCUUCAGCCGCAUUUUUCUAUUGCUCUGACAUAAAAUUAUAUUAACAGCAAGAUGGAUGCGAAGUUAUCAUCGAUAAAAUUAAUGAUUACAACAAACUUUUCACAAGGUCUACAAUCGAACGCAAAAUAUGGGCCAAGUGUUAUCAGUAACAUUACAGUAGCAUUUACCACAAAAAACAAGUU